Molecule: messenger RNA, 972 nt
Organism: Trypanosoma grayi
Lineage: Eukaryota; Euglenozoa; Kinetoplastea; Trypanosomatida; Trypanosomatidae
Exons: 1
Coding region: 1-972 (323 amino acids)
Molecular function (GO): protein binding
Source: RefSeq, a predicted model, not a curated record
AUGAGAGUGCGUAGAUCUUUGCAGCCUUCUGCAAUUGGAGAAAAGCGGUCGACGCUGCGCGUGCGAAACCCCGACUCCGGCGUAUUGUACCAUCUCGUCUUCGACGGCAGCCUGCGAAGACUGACGGGCGCGCAGCUGCGUCGACACCUCGAGAGCAUCUGCCUUGUCCCAGGGGAGCAGCUGCGCCUGACGUUUAACGGCGUCCCAGUUGAGGAUGCCAGCACCGGCGCGGCGCUCGGUCUACACGACAAGGCGCUGCUGGAGAUGCGCGUCGCGGUUGAGGAGGGCCGCAUGCCACCGUCGCAGCGGUUGGCCGGAAGCAGGUGGAACGACAACAAGCAGCACCCUAACAAUACAGAUGAGCAUUUGAACCACAGCGGGACGCCAAGCGCCACGCAACAGACAUCACCACCACAGCUGAGAGAGGAACAGCAUCAUCAACAACAAGAACAACAACGUCAACAUCAGCGGUGGCACAUCCCCAAUGGCCGUGAUGGGCCGCACUCUGGCGUCCAGGAGCACGCCACCGCAUCAUUGGCUCUGAACUCACGGCGCGCUCGCCAGGAGGGUGAUGUCACCAUUGAAGAAGACGCAAUCGAGGACGUGGACACUGCGAUGAUGCCACUUCACUACGCUGAUAUUGAGGAUGCGCAGCUGGAGUAUAAGGACUACAUAUGGAUGAUGGAGCAGAUGCGUUUUGAGACGGAGCGUAUGAACCGUGAGCGGGAGCUGCUGCGACAACGCCAGGAGCUGGAGUACGAAGCCGAAAUUCUAGAGCGGGAAAGGUCUAUCGUUGGGCGACGUACGCUACAGGAGCGACGGCGACUGCUCGAGCUUCAGCGGUGGAUACGCGAGGAGAUGGCGAUGGAGGCGCGGGUGCUGAAUAUCGAGGGCGAAGACAGCGUAGUUGAAGACAAAAACACUGACGCGCUGGCGACGCAGGAUUGCGGGGAUGACCCCUUGGUGUACUAG